This is a messenger RNA of Tilletiaria anomala UBC 951, 3614 nucleotides long. RefSeq lists its product as uncharacterized. Gene Ontology annotation, molecular function: protein binding. NCBI's taxonomy places the organism in Eukaryota, Fungi, Basidiomycota, Exobasidiomycetes, Georgefischeriales, Tilletiariaceae. The transcript has 3 exons. The record is from RefSeq and is a predicted model, not a curated record. The coding region runs from base 372 to 3584 and encodes 1070 amino acids.
UCACCAGGUGCAUACGCACAACAGGCCCUCUAUUUGACUCGGAUGCUUGUUGAACGCCGCAGUCAACUCUUUGAUGAGGACCAAAGUGCGCAUUAUCAACCUGCGAACAGGUAACAACGAAGAGCGGCAGCGGCGGUGAUUGUCCCCGCUCGACGCGCACCGCACUUUACCAAGGCCGCUCUGUAGCCACCCCUUGCCAAGUUUCCUGUAACGAAGAAGCUGCCCAGGUCGGCGGAUUCCCAGCGGGCAGGUCUCGAGAGUUCGUCUAUUAUUCGGCUCUUUGACGAGAGUGCCAGCGUGCGAUUGAUUGCUGCUUAGUCGUCCUCUCAGGAGGCCGUCAGCAACCUCGUCAAGUAAAAGCAUCGCCACUGAUGUCGUCAUCCAACAUGGCAUCGCGGGUGCAUCAAUUUCACAACCGCUUCCAAACACCCGAAGACGCCAGUGCAGCUGCACCAGCACCUGUAGCAGAUGCUGCAGACAAGAGCCUAGUCGAAGCGCACUUGGUCGAUUUCCAAGGGCUCAACAGGGAUUUUGCAGCUGGCCUCAAGUUUCCUGGUUCCGGCGACCAGAGUUCCAACUCGAUCAACACGCCCAGCACGACCACGACCGCUUCGACAGCGCCGAGCACACAGUCUCUUUCCGCAAGCGACAUGUACCCGGAGUUCAGCAGCUUUGAUACCAAUCCUACUUUCCCUAAGGAGAAACCCUUUGCCAACAUCAACUUCGGUGCGACGCCAAGUCAGACAAGUGCUGCAACCAGUGCGGCGAGCAGUGCAGUGCAAUCACCAGCCAUGCGCAGCACAAAUGGCACUGCCUAUGUGAACGGCGGACAACCACCCAAACAAAGUGUUGGUGCAUUCAGCGCGGACAGCGUCCAGAGCACAAGUAUCGCUCCUUCUUUCAGCAACAUGAGCAUCGCCCGUCAGAGCGGCGACGUCGCGAGGCUCGAAGCUGCUGCAGAAGCAGCGUCGGUUGAUUUGCACGAACAAGGAAGAGGCAGCCAUUCAUCAGCGCCUGAAGUCCCAUCUUAUGGGCUGGUGACGAUGCCAUCAACCGCAGAGAGCAACUACGGAGGACCUGGCGAAUACGCUGAUGCAGGUCCAGUUUCGAGCGCAAGCUACUAUCUUGCGAGCUCUACUUCCUCUGCAGAGCCAUUAAGCCGCGAUUCAAUUCCUUUUACCGGCGCCAGUUGGCCGCUGCCUCAACCCGGGCCACAUGCAACUGGCAUGCCAACCAUGCCGCCGCAAGAUCUGUUAGCAACAAAGUCAGCGGGCAUUGCACACCCAUCCGAGCUCCCGAACGCCGAUGAUGACUAUGAAAGCCCUUUCCCCGAAGGUAGUGGGCAGCGCACUCGUCCAAACAGCUUCUUUGGUAUCAAUAACGGUCAGAGCGACGCAGCAACCGCUGGAGCAGCAGGUCGUACUAGGACUCCACUUGGCGCGUACGCCACACCAGACACGGGCUCCAGCAUGGGCGGCUGCGCCAGUGCAUUGGACAACGACAGUGCGAUGACGGGCGGAGCCAUAGGCGGACGUCCUUCUUCGUUCUUUGGCGGUACGGACCUUGGUGGUCCGCUUCCAGGAACGGAGACAGUCAGCCGAGAUGGACAGACACAGUCAGCUCGUAUUGCGGCGUAUCAUCGCGGCGAGACGCUUAAUUCGACAACGAACGACGAUGAGACUAAUAGAUGGGGGGUUCGGAGAGGCAAUAACAUGCCACCGCCAAUCAAUACGAAUGCCAGCAACAUUCCCAACACCUCGUCUGCUCACACUCCGACGGGCCCUGCAAAUGAUCGCCCAAGGUCGAUUGCACCGGCCAACCCAGCAGGGGCAUUGCUCAACCAUAGCCAUCUCAAGCCGGGUCAGCAAGCCGCUCUUCUAUCGCAUGGAAAGACGCUCGAGCUGUACCGCCAAAACGCGAGAAAGACAAAUGACCCGAACCUCAUCUACGAGUUUUCCGUUUUCAUGAUCGAUGCAUCAAAUACGAUGGGGAUGGUGGAGGGUGGCGGAGAGGGGGCGCCCGCUGCAGGCCAAGAGGCUGCGAAGGAAGACUUGAUUAAGGAAGCGCUUGGCCUCCUGAAGAAGGUUGCUGAUCGCGGGCAUGCAGAUUCGCAGUACUUCUUGGCCGAUUGCUACGCCAAUGGCAUCGGGACACCUGGCGGCAAGCAAGCGUUUGACAAGGCGUACCCGCUCUUCAUUCUCGCCGCCAAGCACGGUCAUCCAGACGCCGCCUACCGAGCGGGGACGUGCCAGGAGAAAGGCUGGGGCUGCCGCAAGGACAAUGCUAAGGCCCUGCAGUUCUACCGCAAAGCAGCUUCGCAAGGCCACCCAGGCGCCAUGUACCGUCUCGCCACUGCCGAGCUCAAUGGUGAGCUGGGGCUCAAGAAGAGCGCAAAGGAGGGCGUCAAAUGGCUCAAGCGCUCCGCCGAGGCUGCCACCCCGGAGUUCCCGCAUGCGCUGCACGAGCUAGCGCUCCUGCAUGAGCGUGGAGUUGACAAUGUUGUUUUUGUCGAUCCCGAGUAUUCCUGCGAGCUCCUGGCGCAGAGCGCAGAGAUGGGCUACGCCCCAAGCGCGUACAAGCUUGGUGUCAACUACGAAUAUGGACGGAUGGGAUGCCCGCAAGACGGGGGAUUGAGUAUCCACAUGUACAACAUUGCCGCACAACAAAACCACAAGGAGGCUUGCUUUGCUUUAACAGCGUGGUAUCUCGUGGGGGCGCCGGGCAUCUUGCCGCAGAGCGACACCGAGGCGUACUUGUGGGCCAAGAAGGCAGCAGAACAAGGCUUGGCGAAGGCAGAAUACGCGGUUGGAUACUUUACCGAGAUGGGCAUUGGCACUGUCAAGGAUUUACGUGAUGCCAAGAGCUGGUACAAGCUUGCUGCGGAGCAUGGCGACCGCCGAGCGAACCAGCGUAUCGGUGCAUUGUCAAGGAUGUCUGCAAGCGGCCUUGGUCCCGCGGCAAAGCGAGCCAGCCAACAAGUACCUCUCCCUGCGCCACCAGUAGAACAGAGGCCAUCUCAGCCGCGAAACUUUGAUCCGCGCCUGUCACAGUGGAUCGGUGAUCCAGAUGCAGCAGAUCGACGCAAGCACGCAGGCUUUCGGGCGCAUCGUCAAGAUUCGCAGGAUUCCUUUGUCGGCCCCUCGGCAACGUCGCCGGGAGGCUCGCGCCCAAUGUCCAUGGCCACCGAUGCAUACUCGUCCUUCGCUCCCGCUCCCAUGUACUCACAGCAGAUGCCCAUGCAUCGUUCGCGGCAAUCCUUCUCGGCUGCUCCUCCUGGCGCGGCACUACCUGCUGGCUUGCAUCCGCAGAUGCAAGCGGGUGUCCCCGGUGGGCCUCUGUCUCCACGAGACAAGGAGGAGGCGCGCAUGCAGCAGCGACUAGCUCUUCUACACAAGCAGGAAGCUCAGCAGGCAUCGCCGCAGCAGCAACAUCGCCAGCAAAUGCUGCCCUCGAGCUAUCCGAUGGCUCCGCACGCUGGAAAUGCGAUGGGCAAUCGACAGAUGCCGACGCCGCCUCCUUCGCAGCAGCCACAGGCAGCAGAAGCAGGAAACCCAACACAGAAGAAAAAGUCUUGGUUUAAAUAGAGACAUCCGGUCUGCAGGGCACUUUGACGC